UAUCUAUUCCACAAUUUUAAUAUCUUAUCUCUUGAGAUCCCAUUAUUUACGGGAUCUCUUUAUAGCCCAAAACGCUCUCUAAGCCAGUCGUGAUUCUUGGACGCCGGGCAGCCGUCCGAACAACAACCCCGCGAUUCGCUCGAUCCCGCAGCAACACCGCAACUGCCCCUCGUCUCCCGUCUUCCUUGCUUAACACAUCGCCAGCGUUUCGCAGCAACCUCCCAACCCGCUCAUUCGCAAACAUGGCCAUCAACUCAGCCCCCGAGACCUCCCUCCUCUCCCUCCUCUACCGGUCCUACCCCGCCGCCAUCUCGCCUGAUGCCACAGAGCCCGACCUCCUGCACGCGAGCCCCAAGAUCUUCCCGCAAACCGAAUUUUCCACCUCCGAGCACGCCGAUAUCAAGCAAUGGCUGACGACAAUCUCGGGCCUCCAGGGCGCCCUCACCCGUGAUGACAAGGAAGCUAUUUCGCAGAUCCUCUCGCAACUGAACGGGCACCUGGCCUCGCGAACGACCCUGCUCGGUACCAAGCCCUCUGUCGCUGAUAUCUCCGCGUAUGCCCUUCUGGGACCCGUGGUGGAGAAAUGGACCCCCGAGGAGCGCACGGGUGAGAAAGGAUACCACCACAUUGUGCGUCAUGUGGAUUUCGUGCAGAAUAGCCGCCUGUUUGGAUUGCAGAUCCCCGAUGAGGAGAAGGUUGGCAUUGACUUGGAUGAUGUGCGCUUCUUCCCCAAGCCCGUCGACCCCAAGGAGGAGAAGGAGCGGAAGAAGAAGGAGAAGGCUGCUGCCCAGAACCCUGCUGCCGCUGGCGAGGCGAAGACUGUUGUUGUCGGACAGGGCAAGCCUGAGCAGGCCAAGGGCGAAGAGGCCGCUGGAGGCAAGAAGGAAAAGAAGGACAAGAAGGAGAAGAAGCCCAAGCCGGCCAAGGCUGCUCCUGCACCUGCUGCCCCGCCGUCGCCUUCCAUUAUUGACCUGCGCAUCGGUCACAUCCUGCGCGCUGUUAACCACCCCAACGCCGACUCGCUCUUCGUCUCGACCAUCGACUGCGGUGACGCCCCCGGCACCGAGAACACCUCGUUGGACGAAGCCACAGGCAAGACCGUGCGGACUGUGUGCUCCGGUCUGAACGGCCUGGUUCCCCUGGAGGAGAUGCAAAACCGCAAGAUCGUCGCCAUUUGUAACCUCAAGCCCGUGACUAUGCGUGGCAUCAAGUCCUGCGCCAUGGUCCUCGCCGCAUCUCCCCGCGUCGCUGAGGGUGAGGACUCGCACGCCGGUCCCGUCGAGUUGGUCAGCCCGCCUCAGGACGCACCGGCUGGUGAGCGCAUUACCUUUGAUGGCUGGAGUGAAGGCGAGCCGGAGAAGGUACUGAACCCCAAGAAGAAGGUGUGGGAGACUUUCCAGCCUGGAUUUACGACUAUGGAGACCUUGGAGGUUGCGUUUGACAGCAGCGCUGUGCCGGUUGUGCAGGGCCAGGAGGGUAAGCCGGCUCUGGGCAAGCUGCUCACUGCGUCCGGUGGUCUUUGCAAAGCUAAGACCUUGAAGAAUGCUGCUGUUCGGUAGAACUGGUUAUUAAAUAUCUUACGUGUUGAAUGUUAUACGAGAAAUGGAUCGCAUUUCACUUUUAGUGUAAAAAGCAGCUUAGGACAAGCAUGUAACUUGACUUUCAAUUCUUAAUAUCCC
Molecule: messenger RNA, 1679 nt
Organism: Aspergillus glaucus CBS 516.65
Lineage: Eukaryota; Fungi; Ascomycota; Eurotiomycetes; Eurotiales; Aspergillaceae
Product: putative cofactor for methionyl- and glutamyl-tRNA synthetases
Exons: 1
Coding region: 243-1559 (438 amino acids)
Cellular component (GO): methionyl glutamyl tRNA synthetase complex
Molecular function (GO): tRNA binding
Source: RefSeq, a predicted model, not a curated record